AUGCCGAUUUUUAGUACGUUAUAUGAACAAUUGAGUUAUCGCACAAUUCUCGGAGGUUUUCGAUUUUCAGAAGUCUCGACCAUCACAAAUUUCAGGAUGUCUUCAUCAAGUGAGGAUAUUGGCCAAUUCGGAUUAGGAUCGUCUAAGGAUGUCAAAGACCAAGAUGAAAGGGAGAGCGAACAGAAACCAACGCAAGGUAUGGCUGAGAAGUUACAAUAAUGACGAAUGGCAAUAUUUUUUUUCGGAAACUUUUUUGUAUGAUGAGUUUUUAUGAAGAAAAAAAAGUCUCUAAAAAAACUUUGUGAAAUCCGAACGAUUUCAGAAAUCGAUAGUCACGAGGCAGAAAAACUUAUGGAGAAAUUCGCAGCGAUUACUGGAACAGAUGAAAUAUUCGCUCAAACCGUUCUGCAGGACGUAAAUUGGAAUCUAGAGGUUAUUUCAUUUAAAAAAAACACUUCGACCAGAGCUACUGUUUAAAGGCGGCUUUAGACGUUUUCUAUGGAAGCGAAGGUUUCGCUGAAAUUCGUUCAGCUGUAGUAGUGGGACAAAGUUCCUCGAUUUCUCGAGCUCCUCUCCCACCUGUCAACAUCGAGGUGAUUCAUCCAAUAAGUUCCUUUUUCUACGCUUUUUGUUGGGCUUGGACGUGUCGUUGAUGUCGUGGAACAUCGACGGACUCGACGGCAGAAGUCUUGCCACAAGAAUCAAGGCUGUACACAAGAUCAUUACCAAGUAUAUAUCUAUAUCAUUUUUUGACAUUUCCUAUUAGUUUGAGCCCCGACUUUGUCUUUUUGCAAGAGGUCGUCGAGAGAGAAAUCAAGACAAUCGAGAGGCUCGAAGUGCAAUACAACAUAUUAUACUCCAAUCGAAGUUUUUUUUUCAAUAACUUGCAAGGAGAUAUUUUAAAUCAGCAGCGUGCGACACAUGAACAUUAAUACUGCAGGUUCUCCUUACUACACUGCAAUAUUAGUCAGCAAAAACUUCGUAACCGAAAAACACGACGUUGUUCAUUAUCAGAACUCCGGGAUGCAUAGGACACUUCAAAUUGUCGAGGUUUGACGUGAAAAGGUUAUUUUGUGGAAGGUUUCCAGGGCAUGAUUGGUGUUCAAAAAGUAUUUUUACUAAACACUCACUUGGAGAGUAUGAAGGAACACAGUGUUCAGAGGUUAUUUCGAAAUAGUUAUUUAUGAUUUAUUCCUGAGGCGCUUCCAGUUGGCUUUCUGCUUUGAUAAAGUACGUGAUAUUAUUCGUGCGAACCCUAACAGUCUCGUGUUUUUCGGUGGCGAUCUGAACGUCCGAGAUGAUGAGGUAAAUUUUUGUUUGGAAUGCGUUCUGCAAGUCAUAGCAAUAUAAAAAAAUCUUGUGAAAAUUUUAAAUUUGACUUAUCGCGAGUCUUCCUACUCCUCAAAACGAUUCGUUUGAAAAUAAACUCGGGAAAGCCCAAGAGCCGCCGCAGAUCUUAGCAAUUUGUGCCACACAGCUGGUAUUUAGGUGAGAUGAAGAUGUUUAAGCUGAAAAUUAAAAGAUAAGAGUCCUGGUACAAAACCACAAUUUUAAUUUUAUUCUCCAGAUGGUCGAUCUUCCCCAAGGAAUGCGAGAUGCUUGGAUUGCGGCGGGAAGUGAUAUCAAAACUAAAUUCACCUGGGACAUGCGUUUGAACAACAACAAAGAGAUGCAUGCGAAUGCGCGAAUGAGGUUAUUUACCCAAUUUUUUAAUGUUCUAUAUUUCAUACGGUACGACGCGGUAAGAUUAAAAAAAUUUAUCUUUUUCAUAUAAAAACUUUAUUAUGGUUUGAGGGACUAUCGUCGAAAUUUGUAUAUUUGUUUUCUGAAACGUUUUUGGUAUUUGUGAUAUAUGUUCCAUGUAACUUUGAAGCCCAAAAAAUUCUGAUGUCCGCAAAAAGCUAGCAAAUUUCGAUAAAGCUCUUCACGUAAGAAUUUCGCGGAACCACUUUGAACUUCUAAAAGAGUAAAAUUGUAUAUAAAACUGCACGGUACUGCAAAACUUGCAUUGCUGUUCAAAUUUGAAAGAUUUUUAUUUAAAGAUCGCGAGUUUAAAAAUUUAACGGAAACGUUUCAUUCAAGCUAUUCUUUCAGGUUCGACAGGAUUUUUUGGUACGGUCCGUUGAAAUCAGUAAACAUUUCUCUAGAAGGCCGGCAACGUAUAAGAUCAUGCCUUUGCUUCCCUUCCGAUCAUUGGGCUGUUCAUGCCGUUUUUUCGUGA
Caenorhabditis auriculariae is the source of this 2221-nucleotide messenger RNA. The record is from the annotation of a GenBank genome assembly. Lineage: Eukaryota; Metazoa; Nematoda; Chromadorea; Rhabditida; Rhabditidae.